Molecule: messenger RNA, 1937 nt
Organism: Penaeus chinensis
Lineage: Eukaryota; Metazoa; Arthropoda; Malacostraca; Decapoda; Penaeidae
Product: PHD finger protein 20-like protein 1
Exons: 11
Coding region: 612-1937 (441 amino acids)
Biological process (GO): regulation of transcription by RNA polymerase II
Cellular component (GO): NSL complex; nucleus
Molecular function (GO): DNA binding
Source: RefSeq, a predicted model, not a curated record
AAAUACUUGUAGAGAUGUUCGAGUUUUCUGAGUAAGUAUUUCGUUUUUAAUUGAUUUGGUUUCUUUCUUACAGUUAACCAGGAUAACAAUAAUGAUAAUAUAACUAAAGAUUCCAAAGCUCCUAAAGCGCAUUUGCUGUAUGAGAUGUUUACGAAAAAAUUAUAAGGACACAUGAUUUUUUUAUGAAAAAUAAUUAUUGCCAGAAAAAAACGAAAUAUGGAAACAAACAAACAAAAUAGACAUACAUAUAAAUAAAAGGAAAAAAAGUAAAUCGAGAAAAAAAAUACAGAUAAGGGACUUAAACACUUAAAUAUACUAAAUUAUUUAAAUCCAAGUUAUGAAAGGUCAAGGAAAAUAAACCAAAAAUAAUUACCACAUUAUCCCCCAACAUAUAGAUUUGUGAGACUGAAAAUCAAUAAUACAAGAGACGAAUAUAAUAAAUGAUAAAAUAUAUGAAUAAUAAAAAGCUGAAAUGACAUAUAAAAAAAUAUAUAUAUGUAUUACGGAAAGUCAAGGGAAAGCGGGCCGUAGGGAUGCCAGCUGUAUCCUUAACUGCCCUAAACAAGAUUGUUUGUUAGUUUGGGGUUUGUUCCAUAGCUGUGUUGGCGGAAAUGGUGCUCAGAGAGGCAAUUAAGAAAGUAAUUACGGACAAUUCAAGCAAUAUGCAGGAAUCAGAGAGUAAGCCGGAGAUGGCCCUGGUGAGCCGAGCGGAGGUGGCACAGGCAAAUGCCAUGGCUCGGCAACUCCAUGUGUACAAGCCAGGGAUUGACUUCGUACCUGGGGCCAGACUGGAGGUCUUAGACACAAGGGAUAAUAACUGGUACCAGUGCAAAGUUGUGGAGGUGGACUGGGGUGAACUAGACAUCCUCGUUCAUUAUGAGCGUUGGUCGAAUCGCUUUGACGAGUGGCUGAAGAUGGACUCCACACGCAUUAGGCCGGUGGUUCGCAGUUCCUCAAGAAAGGAAAAAAAAGGUGGUAUAUUCCGCAUUGGUGACAGAGUGACGGCUCGAUGGGCAGCAGAUGGAAAGAGAUACCAAGCACGCAUCACGAAAGUCCUAGGAGAUGAUCAGUAUGAAGUGCUUUUCUUUGACGGAGUGACAAAAGUUGUCAGAUCAGGAGCGCUGACAAAAUUUGAAAAAAGAUCCCCACGCGUCUCAUCAGAACACAGCAGAGAUGGAGACGACACAAGCAAUGAUGGCGGAAGCCCCAGGAAGCAGAGCUUGGGUGAGGACGAAGAGAUCAUGCUCCUGUCUCCAGCAGCGACGACUGCAAGCUCCACCGACUCGAGGCCUUCCAGCCCAGAGCCAGAUCAGACUGUGGGAGAGGCCGUUAAAGAAGAAGAACUGUCUGAAGUGGAAGCCGUCACAACUCCCGUCAAAAAGAGUAUAUUUGAAGUGGAAAUCAUUGACCAGAAGAGAAAGCCAAAGCGAAAAGCUGCCGUGGAGGAGCUUUUCCAGUCCCUGAAGAAGAAGCGGAGAUAUGAGUACCAUGGAAAGAAGGACGACACAUCCCCCAAGACACCACACACACCCCUUAGUUCCCAGGCCAAGAAGGCAUCAACCUCGAAGAAGAGAGGCAGAGACUCGAUGGGGAUUUAUGAUGACGAUGGAACACCCCUUGCAGGAACCUCAAAAUCUUGGGAGCCACAGGAGGCUGCGGAAAGCACUUCUUGUGAGAGCCCCAUGCCAUCACAGUCAAUGAACACUGUCCUUGUGGAUGUAGAAGAUGGCUGGAAGAAAUGCUGCACAAGACGCACACAUGGCACAACGGCAGGGAAAUGGGACAUGUUCUAUAUUACGCCAGAGGGGAAAAAGAUUCGCAGUAAAAAUGAUCUCAGUAGAUACUUUGAGGAUGCUGGACUUGACUAUGAUAUUGACAAGUUUGAUUUCUCCGUGAAAAACAUGAAAGGUGAGAUGAAUACUUGUACAUCAGUUUGA